GUCACGGAAGGGUGUUAAUGGGUGUUUUGGUUUUCUCGGUUUUUUUUUUUUUAUCUUUCUUCGGUCUCCUUGCUCCUGGGGGCCUCGUUUAUGAUAGGUUCCCCUCCAGCAUUUUUUCUCUCGAGGGGAACCCGAAUGUAAUUAUCCCUCGGUUGAAAUGAAGUCAGAUUUUUUUUUUUUUUUUUAAAUAAAAAAAUAUUACCCCUCUCAUUACAUUGACAUAGCACAAGCUGAAAACUCCAAAGAGCUCAGGGAAGAAAAUCCCGUGCAUAUGCUCAGCUCCCAAAACACCAAACGAAUCCUCGCUUCCUCUCUUCAAUUCUCCAAUCUCUGCCAUUCAUCAGCCAAACGGUCCACUCACUACAUUCUCGAUCUCAUUCUCUCCGAACCCAUCUCAACCAUCCAAUCCCUAUUCCAGGCCCACUCCCUCGUCAUAACCUAUGGCCAUUCCAGCAAUAUCUUCUUCGCAGCCAAGCUCAUCUCUCUCUACUCUUCCUUCAACAAACCCGAUUUCUCUACCCUCAUUUUCAAUUCAAUCCCUCUAAAAGAUACCUUCCUUUGGAAUUCCAUCAUCAAAUCUCAUUUCUCCAAUGGCAGUUAUGGGAAAUCUAUUGAAUUCUAUCUCCGGAUGUGCAGGUCCGACGCCCCGCCUAACCAUUUCACUAUCCCCAUGGUCAUUGCCGCCUGCGCCGAACUACCUGCUAUCGAAGUCGGUAGAAAUGUUCAUGGGGUUUCUCUAAAGUUGAAUUUGUUUGUGGGUAGUCCGGCGGUCGGCUCAUCUUUUGUGUAUUUGUAUGCAAAAUGUGGUCAAAUGGAUAAUUCCUGCAGGGUGUUUGAGGAAAUGCCUGUGAGAGAUGUUGUUGCUUGGACUGCUCUUAUAAUUGGUUGCGUGCAGAAUGAUGAGAGUGUGAUGGGUUUGAAUUUUCUUCGAGAUAUGCACAAGGAUGCAGAAGAUGGAGAGACGAAGCCGAAUUCUCGGACGAUGGAAGGCGGUUUACAGGCUUGCGGAAAUUUAGUGGCUUUGUCAGAAGGCAGAUGCUUACAUUGUUAUGUGGUAAAAACUGGAAUUGGGACUUGGCGCUUUGUUCGAUCGUCGCUGUUAUCAAUGUAUUCCAAGGGCGGGAGUGUUGGAGAAGCUUCCCUUGCUUUUAGUGAAUUGCCUGAUAAAGAUCUCAUCUCAUGGACUGCGAUUGUGGGAGUUCAUGCGAAAAAAGGGUGCAUUGCAGAAUGCUUAGGGUUGUUUCGAACAAUGGAGGUUUCAGGAAUUGAUCCUGAUGGAAUCGUUGUCAGCUGUUUGCUCAUGGGUUUUGCAAAUUUCAGGAGUUUUAGUGAAAGCAAGGCCUUUCAUGGGCUGAUUGUGAAGAAGAAUUUCAAAUUAGAUGUUUCGGCUAGUAAUUCUCUGUUGUCAAUGUAUUGUAAGUUUGAAUGCCUGGAUGCUGCCGAGAAGCUCUUCAAUAGAAUUCACCAAAAAGACUCAGAGACUUGGAAUUGUAUGAUUGUCGGAUAUGGGAAGAUGGGGUUGGAAGCCAAAUGCAUUGAAAUGUUUAGAGAGAUGCAGUUUGCGGGUUCAGAAUCUGAUUCAAACAGUUGGAUCACUGUGAUUUCUUCAUGUCCACAGUCAGUAGCCUUAUGUGUAGGUCAGUCCAUCCAUUGUCACAUAAUCAAAUCUGUCAUUGAUGAAGAUGUUUCAGUUAUGAAUUCGCUUGUGGGUAUGUAUGGAAGAUGUGGAAACCUAGAUCUUGCACAGAGGAUAUUCUAUAGGAUGCAUAGAGACACUGUGACAUGGAAUUCUUUGAUCUCAGCUUACACUCACAGCGGGCGUUCUAGUGAAGCUUUAUCACUCUUUAAUCAAAUGCUUUUGGAAGAUGUGGAACCUAACUCGGCGACUUUAGUGAGCGCUCUUUCAGCUUGCUCUAAUCUGGCAGCUCUAAACCAUGGAAAAUGGAUACAUAAUUACGUCAAAGAAACUGGAAUGGAAUUUGAUGUAUCUCUUGCCACCGCAUUAGUUGAUAUGUAUGCAAAAUGUGGCCAGCUUGAAAUAUCGAGGGAGAUCUUUGAUGCCAUGCCCAAAAGAGAUGUCAUCUCAUGGAAUGUGAUGAUCUUUGGAUAUGGAAUUCAUGGAAAUGCCAGAGAUGCUCUGGAGACUUUCCAACAAAUGGAGAACUCGGGCAUGAAACCAAAUGAGGUCACUUUCCUUGCUGUUCUCUCAGCGUGUAGUCAUGCGGGCCUGGUCGUAGAAGGAACAAAAAUGUUUGGUAGAAUGAUAGACUAUUCCAUUACUCCCACAUUGAAGCACUAUGCCUGUAUGGUGGACCUCCUUGGCCGGUCUGGGAAUGUCCACAAAGCCGAAGCUAUGAUUAGCACGAUGCCAAUUGCUCCUGAUGGAGGUGUUUGGGGAGCCUUGCUCAGCGCUUGUAGCAUUCAUGAUGAAGUGGAGAUGGGGGAGCGAAUCGCAAAACGAGCUCUUGAGUUGGACCCAGAAAAUGAUGGGUAUUAUAUACUGAUAUCCAACAUGUAUAGUUCUGUUGGUAGGUGGGAAGAGGCAGAGAGGGUGAGGAGAAUGAUGAAGAGAAGGGGAGUGAGAAAGAGAGCUGGUUGGAGUGCAAUGGAGCUUGGUGAGGAAGUUCAUGUAUUCAUGGUGGGAGAUAGGUCCCAUCCACUAUCUGUAGAAAUGUAUGAAAUGUUGGAAGCUUUGUCCCGGCAAAUGGAGGAAUUGGGUUAUGCUAUUGAAAGCGGUUUUGGGGUCUGCCAUGUUGAAUAGAAAAUGCAAUGCAUUUGGGUGGCCCACUUGAUGAGAUGAAACUGGUAUUUGUUAUGGGAUGUGGGAAAACGCCUUAAAACAUGCAGCGAUUGAAAGUGUUGGGAGGUCAUUGUGCUCUUUCAAAUGGAAGGAUGGGAUGACUUUACAUGCCUGCCCACUGUAUGCUGGACUGGGUGCACCUAUUCCCCGCCUGCCAAAUUUGAAACCUGAUGUUUUGUGCUGGCUAAAUAAGAUUGGAUUGAGUCAGGCCCUAGCUUGCUGGGGCCGAUGCGCCCUUAUACUAGACACGAACAUUGUAUCUGAAAACUCAUAUCACCGGUGGAAAAGCUAGAUGAGAACAGAAACCCUUGGUCGGUGAGGCCUAUGAUGGAGUGUCUAUUGCUUGAAGUGGGACUACUGAGCAGGGAGAAGAACUUGGUACUGUUAGUCGGAAGCUUGAGAACAUAUCACCUUUCAAAGAGCUAGGGUUGGAUGACAUUGAUGAUCCGAAGAUUGGUUUCACAAUUGGCCAAGAUUCGAGCACCCUGUCAGAGGCACCCAUGGAUUUGGCUUACUGUCCAGAAUUGGAACAAGGGCUUGAUCCAUCUGUUCAGUUUGAGUGGGACCCAGUAUUACCAGAGGUGGCUAGUAGGCAUCAGGUCACAACCAAUUGCGUUUGGUGCAGAACAGAGUUCAAACUCGAAGGUUUCAACCCCGAAACACAAUCAGAUUCAGUCGGUUUUACGUGUCCCAGCUGCAAGGCCAAGAUAUCAGGACAGCUCAAAGUAUUGGAUAACGGCUCACCCAUGAAAUCCGACAUGCUCUGACUGUGGACCUGUGGCUUUUUUCUCAUCCAAGCAUAAACAAUUCUUUGGUAAGAGGUGAUAUCGGUUUGCCAAAACUGGAGACAGUCAUGUUGUCCAAUCAAGCCAGUCAGCAGGGUUUGCCACGCACUGCAGCACAAGGAAACGCCAUCAGAAAGACUCAGGACUGUCUCGCGGCUUGUCGUGGAUAUAGGCAUGUGAAUCCCGUGCUGUGCUGGAGCUGGGAAUGCAAUUGGGGAUAGCACUGUGAGUGUGCCAAUGCGAAAAAGAAAAAAGAGAAGUUAUCGUCUCUCGUCCUUUCUAAUUAGUUUUCAGUUGCCUUUAGAAAUUCUGUUUCUGGCUACAGUUUUAUUUUAUUCAAGAGAGCAUGUUGCCUCUCCGUUUGCUG
Molecule: messenger RNA, 3952 nt
Organism: Magnolia sinica
Lineage: Eukaryota; Viridiplantae; Streptophyta; Magnoliopsida; Magnoliales; Magnoliaceae
Product: pentatricopeptide repeat-containing protein At4g39952, mitochondrial-like
Exons: 3
Coding region: 272-2761 (829 amino acids)
Biological process (GO): RNA modification
Molecular function (GO): protein binding; RNA binding
Source: RefSeq, a predicted model, not a curated record